Molecule: messenger RNA, 1947 nt
Organism: Hansenula ciferrii
Lineage: Eukaryota; Fungi; Ascomycota; Saccharomycetes; Phaffomycetales; Wickerhamomycetaceae
Gene: SSA3
Product: Hsp70 family ATPase SSA3
Exons: 1
Coding region: 1-1947 (648 amino acids)
Biological process (GO): vesicle-mediated transport; SRP-dependent cotranslational protein targeting to membrane, translocation; cellular response to unfolded protein
Cellular component (GO): cytoplasm; plasma membrane; cytosol
Molecular function (GO): ATP-dependent protein folding chaperone; ATP binding; ATP hydrolysis activity
Source: RefSeq, a predicted model, not a curated record
AUGUCUAACGCUAUUGGUAUUGAUUUAGGUACAACAUAUUCAUGUGUUGCUCAUUUUACAAAUGAUCGUGUUGAAAUCAUUGCAAAUGAUCAAGGUAAUAGAACUACUCCAUCUUAUGUUGCAUUCACAGAUACUGAAAGAUUAAUUGGUGAUGCUGCUAAAAAUCAAGCUGCUAUGAAUCCUCCAAAUACUGUCUUUGAUGCUAAACGUUUAAUUGGUAGAAAAUUUGAUGAUCCAGAAGUUGUUACUGAUGCUAAACAUUUCCCAUUUAAAGUUAUAGAUAAAGAUGGUAAACCUCAUAUUCAAGUUGAAUUUAAAGGCGAAACUAAAGUUUUCACUCCUGAAGAAAUUUCAUCAAUGGUUCUAUUGAAAAUGAAGGAAACUGCUGAAGGUUAUUUAGGUGGUGCUGUUAAAGAUGCUGUUGUUACUGUUCCUGCUUAUUUCAAUGAUUCUCAAAGACAAGCUACAAAAGAUGCUGGUUUAAUUGCUGGUUUAAACGUUUUAAGAAUUAUUAAUGAACCAACUGCCGCUGCUAUUGCUUAUGGUUUAGAUAAAAAAUCUCAAGGUGAACAUAAUGUUUUAAUUUUUGAUUUAGGUGGUGGUACUUUUGAUGUUUCAGUAUUAUCUAUUGAUGAUGGUAUUUUUGAAGUUAAAGCUACUGCAGGUGAUACUCAUUUAGGUGGUGAAGAUUUUGAUAAUAAAUUGGUUGAUUUCUUAGCUAAUGAAUUCAAGAGAAAGAAUAAAAAGGAUAUUACAGGUAAUCAAAGAUCUUUAAGAAGAUUAAGAACUGCUGCUGAACGUGCUAAACGUACACUAUCAUCUUCUGCUCAAGCUUCAAUUGAAAUUGAUUCAUUAUUUGAAGGUAUUGAUUUCUAUACUUCAAUUACAAGAGCAAGAUUUGAAGAAUUAUGUGCAGAUUUAUUUAGACAAACUAUUCAACCUGUUGAAAAAGUUUUAUCAGAUUCAAAAUUAGAUAAAUCUCAAAUUCAUGAAAUUGUCUUGGUUGGUGGUUCAACUCGUGUUCCAAAAAUUCAAAAAUUAGUUUCAGAUUUCUUCAAUGGUAAAGAACCAAAUAAAUCAAUUAAUCCAGAUGAAGCUGUUGCUUAUGGUGCUGCUGUUCAAGCUGCUAUCUUGACUGGUGAUACUUCAUCCAAGACUCAAGAUUUAUUAUUAUUAGAUGUUGCUCCAUUAUCUAUGGGUAUUGAAACUGCAGGUGGUAUAAUGACAAAAUUAAUUCCAAGAAAUUCUACAAUUCCAACUAAAAAAUCUGAAACUUUUUCAACUUAUGCUGAUAAUCAACCAGGUGUUUUAAUUCAAGUUUAUGAAGGUGAAAGAACAAAAACUAAAGAUAAUAAUUUAUUAGGUAAAUUUGAAUUAUCUGGUAUUCCACCAGCUCCAAGAGGUGUUCCACAAAUUGAAGUUACAUUUGAUAUUGAUGCUAAUGGUAUUUUGAAUGUUUCUGCUUUGGAAAAGGGUACUGGUAAAACUCAAAAAAUUACAAUUACAAAUGAUAAAGGUAGAUUAUCAAAAGAAGAUAUUGAACGUAUGGUUUCAGAAGCUGAAAAAUUUAAAGCUGAAGAUGAAGCUGAAGCUGAAAGAGUUCAAGCUAAGAAUGGUUUAGAAGGUUAUGCAUAUCAAUUAAAGAAUACUAUAAAUGAAGGUGCUUUUAAAGAAAAAGUUGGUGAAGAAGAUUAUGAAAAAUUAUCAAAAGAAAUUGAAUCAACAAUUGCAUGGGUUGAUGAUUCUCAAGCUGCUUCAUUAGAUGAAUAUAAAGAUAAACAAAAAGAUUUAGAAAGUGUUGCUAAUCCAAUUGUUACUAAAUUCUAUCAAGCUGGUGGUGCUCCUCAAGGUGCUGAAGGUGCUGCUCCUGGUGGAUUCCCUGGUGGUGCUGGUCCAGCUCCAGGUGCUGGUGGUGAUAGUGGUCCAACUGUUGAAGAAGUUGAUUAG